Messenger RNA from Schistocerca gregaria, 2384 nucleotides. RefSeq names its product probable RNA-binding protein 19. Gene Ontology annotation, molecular function: mRNA binding. The coding region runs from base 17 to 2149 and encodes 710 amino acids. The transcript has 5 exons. The record is from RefSeq and is a predicted model, not a curated record. Gene Ontology annotation, cellular component: nucleus; cytoplasm; ribonucleoprotein complex. NCBI's taxonomy places the organism in Eukaryota, Metazoa, Arthropoda, Insecta, Orthoptera, Acrididae.
CUUUAGUGGAGAGAGAAUGGUCGAAGAUGGAACGAGGCCCUCCGACUCUCAGGCUCGGAAUUCGAAGGGGACGAGGUUGAUUGUGAAGAACCUGCCCAAGCACGCGACGGAAUCGCGCGUGAGGAGCUUCAUGGGCCAGCUCGGGGGAACGAUCACCGACGUCAAGAUCAUGAAGACGGCGACGGGGGUCAACAGGAGGUUCGCCUUCGUGGGAUACAAGACGGAGGAAGAGGCGGCCAGGGCCAGGGAGUAUUUUGACCGGAGUUUUUUGGACACCAGCAAGUUGGAAGUCGAAUUCGCCGUCCCGAGGGGCUCGGACAAGGACUUACCGCGUCCCUGGAGUCGGCACAGCGCAGGCUCAUCCGCGAACGAGCGAAUCCGUCGAGCGAGAGAAGAGACCGCCGUUCAGGAAGACGCGGGACAAGCCAAAAAACGUCAUUUAGAAAAUUCUGACCGUUCGACCAAAUCGGACCGCGUCUCUCGCCUAGAGGACGAAUCGAGCGAUGAAGAGUACCAGGACUUCCCUGGGCACAACGCCGCUGUUCCUGAGCCCAAUGCCGCCGUUCCUGAGCCCAAUGCCGCUGUUCCUGAGCCCAAAACCGCCGUCGCAGAGCAACAGAAACCCGUUCAAUCUUUGGAGAACGGACGCCUUUUCGUCCGAAAUCUUCCUUAUACGACGACCGAAAAAGAUCUUUCAGACCUAUUUUCGCCCUUCGGAGAUAUUUUAGAGGUCCACCUCGCCGUCGACAAAGAGAACAAAAGGAACAAAGGGUUCGCGUUCGUCUUGUUCUCUUCUCCCACAAGCGCCAUCGAGGCAUACUCAGCGUUGGACGGCAACAUAUUUCAGGGUCGUCUGAUCCAUAUCUUGCCCGCUAGAGACCCACUGAGCGACCCAUCGAAGGACCAUUCGACCUCCGACACUCGAUGCGGCUUUCAGAGCACCUUCCAGGCCAAAAAAUCGGCCGACGUCAAGCGCUCGGCAAUGCGGGACUACAACUGGAACAGCCUGUUUAUCCGUCCCGACGCGAUCGCCCAAGCCAUGGCCGACCGCCACCACGUCGAAAAAUCGGACAUCCUCGACAAAGAACAAUCCGGAUCCAUGGCCGUCACGCUGGCUCUCGGAGAAACCAGCAUCAUUCAAGAAACCAAAGAAUUUCUAGAAUCUCAAGGCGUCUGUUCAGACACUUUGAAAAGCCACUACGACCCAUCCGUCAAACGCAGUUCAACCACCAUCAUCAUCAAAAAUAUACCCGCUACGGCUCAACUCGACGAACUGCGCUCCCUGUUCGAAAAACACGGCACGCUGUCUAAAAUAAUCCUCCCUCCCAGUAAAACGAUGGCAAUCGUUGAAUUCUUCGCACCCGGAGAAGCUCGAUCGGCCUUUCGCUCCUUAGCUUACAAAAAUUUUCAUAGCGCCCCACUCUUCCUCGAAUGGGCCCCAGAAGGCCUCCUAAACCCCUCCUCUCAACCCGCACCCUCUCAACCCUCUCCCCGCGACCUACUCCUGUCGAAAAUCUCCGACUCCGAUCAGCCAGACCAAAAAUCCAACGUCCUAUUCAUCAAAAACCUCAGCUUCUCCACCGAAGAGUCCGCGCUUUCAUCAUUCAUAUCCUCCCUCGUCGCACCCCCAAAACACGUAUCCAUCGCCCGCAAACUCUCUGACGGCAAAAAACUCUCUCAGGGAUUCGGAUUCGCCGAAUUCCACUCCAGAGAACAAGCACUCUCCGCCUGGAAAAAACUCCAAGGAUCCGUCCUCGACGGACACGAACUCCGCGUCAACUUCAGCAACAACUCCUCGUUCGACCCACAAAACUCAAAACAAAGGAAACGAAAAAACCAGACCACACCCCCCUCCACCAAAUUACUCAUCAAAAACGUUCCUUUCCAAACCAACAAAAAAGAAAUCCAAGAACUUUUCUCACCUUUCGGAGAAAUCAAAAAAGUCAGACUUCCAAAAAAAUCCAACGGACGCUCGCAUCGCGGAUUCUCCUUCGUAGAAUUCCUCACCAAAGACGACGCAAGGAACGCAAUGACCUCCCUGGAAAACACUCACUUGUACGGCCGAAGACUCGUCAUCGAGUACGCGAAAGAUGACGAAAGCAUCGAAGCCAUCAGGUCAAAAACAUCCAAGCAAUUCGUAGAGACCUGACUCCGUGAACUUCUCGCUGUCUCUCAUUUUUCUUAUCCGACCACGAUCUGACGACUCAAAAAAAAACUUAAAAUUUCUUCGGUAUAACCUCGCGCUCUAUGGCUCAAAAUACCCCCCUAAAGCUAAAAUGUAUAUGACGCCAACUCUCGAACGCCCCCCGCAGUUCUCGAAUGCGCCGAUCACGGGCUCGCGAUGAAAAUUCAGAAAGGCGGGGGCAUGUUCUCACAUCUAAACU